This is a messenger RNA of Scatophagus argus, 2682 nucleotides long. It is a transcript of the gene gfm1, whose product is annotated as G elongation factor, mitochondrial 1. Gene Ontology annotation, biological process: mitochondrial translational elongation. Gene Ontology annotation, molecular function: GTP binding; GTPase activity; translation elongation factor activity. Bases 117 to 2360 code for a protein of 747 amino acids. Lineage: Eukaryota; Metazoa; Chordata; Actinopteri; Scatophagidae. The record is from RefSeq and is a predicted model, not a curated record. Gene Ontology annotation, cellular component: mitochondrion. The transcript has 18 exons.
GUUGCGGAAGUCGAUGCGGAACAUUCGUCAGGGUCCGGCGUGACAUUCAGCGGUUUGUCAGAGUCGGGGGUUGUGUAAAGAGGAGUACGACCACUCUGGGCCUGACCGUCGUCAAAAUGAGGGUGCUUAAAGCGAGUCUAACGUUGGCAAAAACACAUCUUUUGGCACCAGGAAGCGUCACUAUUAAAAAGGUGCUCAUCAAUAGCUGCCGGACAUGCUCCUCUGGUGUCUUUCCCAACGAGAGGAUCCGCAACAUUGGCAUCUCAGCCCACAUCGACUCGGGGAAGACCACCCUGACCGAGCGUGUCCUGUACUACACCGGCAGGAUAGCAGAGAUUCACGAGGUGAAGGGGAAGGACGGUGUUGGAGCCACUAUGGACUCCAUGGAGCUGGAGAGGCAGAGAGGCAUCACCAUCCAGUCAGCUGCUACAUACACCAUGUGGAAGAAUCACAACAUAAACAUCAUUGACACCCCAGGUCACGUGGACUUUACCAUUGAAGUGGAGCGAGCGCUGCGCGUGCUGGACGGAGCUGUGCUGGUUCUGUGUGCAGUGGGAGCAGUUCAGUGUCAGACCAUGACGGUGAACAGGCAGAUGAAACGCUACAACGUCCCCUUCCUCACUUUCAUCAACAAGCUGGACCGCAUGGGCGCCAACCCUAACCGAGCCCUGCAGCAGAUGAGAUCCAAACUGAACCAUAACGCCGCCUUUAUUAGCAUCCCCAUCGGCCUGGAGGCGAACAUGCGUGGCAUCAUUGACCUUGUAGAGGAGCGGAGCAUGUAUUUCGAAGGACCCUUUGGUCAAACUGUCCGCUACGAUGAGAUCCCGGCAGAUUUUCGUGCUGAGGCUGCAGACCGGAGGCAGGAACUGGUGGAGUGUGUGGCCAACGCUGACGAAAUGCUGGGAGAGAUGUUUUUGGAGGAAAAGAUUCCAACCAAAGAUGACCUUAAGGCUGCAAUCCGCAGGGCCACAGUGCAGCGACUCUUCACUCCAGUGUUGGUGGGCACAGCACUGAAGAACAAAGGCGUCCAGCCUCUACUGGACGCUGUCCUGGAUUACCUGCCCAACCCCACUGAAGUCAAAAACUAUGCUAUCCUCAAUGACGAAAAUGCCAAGGACACAUCAAAGAUUCUAAUGGACCCCACAAGAGACUCUUCAAACCCCUACGUUGGUCUGGCCUUCAAACUAGAGGCAGGGAAGUUUGGCCAGUUGACAUACGUGCGGGUGUACCAGGGCAAUCUGAAGAGGGGGGAGUACAUCUUAAACACACGUACAGGGAAGAAAAUCAGAGUUCAGAGGCUUGUGCGUCUUCAUGCUGACCAGAUGGAGGAUGUGGAUGAGGUCUAUGCAGGAGAUAUUUGUGCUAUGUUUGGUGUCGACUGCGCUAGUGGAGACACUUUUACAUCCAGGACCAGCGCUAACCUCUCCAUGGAAUCGAUUCAUGUCCCAGAGCCUGUCAUUUCCAUGUCAAUUAAGCCACUCAACAAGACUGACUUGGAUAAAUUCUCCAAAGGUGUUAACCGUUUCACCAGGGAAGAUCCGACUUUUAGAGUGCAUUAUGACACGGAGUGCAAAGAAACCAUCAUCUCAGGCAUGGGCGAGCUGCAUCUUGAAAUCUACUCUCAGAGGAUGGAGAGGGAAUACAACUGUCCAUGUGUGAUGGGGAAGCCCAAAGUGGCUUUCAGAGAGACAAUCACCAGCCCUACCACGUUUGACUACACUCACAAGAGGCAGUCUGGCGGCGCUGGACAGUAUGGUAAAGUUAUAGGAGUCCUCGAGCCUCUUGAUCCAGAGGAUUACACCAAGGUGGAGUUUGAAGACCAGACUGUUGGAACCAACGUCCCGAAGCAGUUUGUACCAGCUAUUGAAAAGGGCUUCAGGACAGCCUGUGAAAAGGGACCUCUUACUGGGCACAAGAUCUCAGGAGUCAGAUUCCUCCUGGAAGACGGCGCGCAUCACAUGGUGGACUCCAACGAGAUCUCCUUCAUCCGAGCAGGAGAGGGAGCACUAAAACAAGCUGUAGAAAAAGCCAACGCGAUCAUCUUGGAGCCGGUCAUGUCUGUGGAAAUCGUAGCUCCUCAGGAGUUUCAGGGAACAGUGAUCUCUGGAGUAAACCGUCGGCAUGGUGUUAUCACAGGACAGGACGGAGCUGACGGGUACUUCACUCUGUACGCUGAUAUUCCACUAAACGACAUGUUCGGAUACGCCACAGAACUUCGCUCCUGCACGGAAGGAAGAGGGGAGUACACCAUGGAAUACAGCAGAUACCAGCCCUGCCUGCCGAGUACACAAGAGGAACUCAUCCACAAAUACUUAGAAGCUACAGGGCAGCUGCCUGCGAAGAAGAAGUGGAAGAGCUGAAACGUGUCUACCCAGCUGCAUACUGUUGAACUUUGACAUAACCACCGUCCCUCACCUUUCUGCCCGUCAUCAAUCCUGACUUAACAAUAAGUCUUUAAUAUGUGGAGCCAUGCAAAACUUUGAAACUUUACUUUUAUUUUGGAGUUCAAGUUAUUUUUUUCUCCUUAAUGUCUGACCCUUGUAGGAAACAUAUUUAUUACCUUUAAUUUAGCACCAUUUGACCUUUUUGGUGGUUGGUAAGGAAAGCUUUGACUUUGUACUAUGUACAGAAUGGUCUUGAUGUAAUAACAAUUGCAACAAAGAUAUAUAUCUGUCUUUUAAA